This is a messenger RNA of Paramecium octaurelia, 412 nucleotides long. The record is from the annotation of a GenBank genome assembly. Lineage: Eukaryota; Ciliophora; Oligohymenophorea; Peniculida; Parameciidae.
AGUUAAUUAAAAAUGGUUUUAGGGCAAGUCUUUUCCUUUUUUUCGCAACAAGUAAUGUUUAUUUGGCUUUUGGUGUUUAUUACACCCCUUUAUGUGUUCUUGGCUAGCGUAAUGGCUAAAGGGCUAUAAAUACUUUAUCAGAUGUCAAUUAAUAGAUAAUCCUUAAUCUAUAAAUACUUAGGAGAUGUCAGUUGGUUAUUCCCAUUUAGAGUAAGAAAUGAAUUUAGUAUUGUAGCAAAAUGAAUAAGAAUUUAAACUAGUACACAUUAUAUUAUUGGCAGUGCUAAUUGGUUUAGUUUCUCUUAUUAUCAUUGGUGGAGUAAUGUUAUAAAAUUAGUUCGAAAAACAAAGAGUAAUUUAGAAGAGUGAUAGCAAAGAGCGAAAAACAAAGAAAAAGGAGGUUGAUCAAUGA